This is a messenger RNA of Aphis gossypii (cotton aphid), 1408 nucleotides long. RefSeq names its product TM2 domain-containing protein almondex-like. The coding region runs from base 467 to 1180 and encodes 237 amino acids. The record is from RefSeq and is a predicted model, not a curated record. The transcript has 6 exons. Lineage: Eukaryota; Metazoa; Arthropoda; Insecta; Hemiptera; Aphididae.
UCUGUGGUUCUAUAUCGUGGUCAGAUACUGUUCUGUUCACUAGUUGACUGUUAUUUUUAUUUAAUUCGUAGCUAUGAGUUUAUGACUUUCUGACUUCUGUACUUAAUAAUACUUUAGAUAUUAACGUAUAGGUAGUGCAGUCCUGUAGUUAUAAUUUAUUAUUCUUUUUUGUUUCCAUUUAAACAUUUAAUGUUAAUGACACUUACUUCACGACCUCCACAACCUGUAAUCACUUGUUUCAGUAAAAAAUAAAAAUACGAACAUUCAAUGCUUCAGAUGUUUGUUAUUUCUAAAUACUAAGUGAGAUUAAUGAGUAGUAAAGGCUUGCUUAGUGGAUACUACUUUCAAAUCAUUUGUUCACAUGUAAUACAUAUAUAUUAUACGUGAUUAAAAAAUAAGGCGGAUUUGAAAAUUUAAUCUACAGUUGCUUAUUUGUCAUCACUGUUAUGAAAUAUUGAAAUGAGUUAUGAAGUCGCAAUAUUAUCACUUUGCAAUUAUAUUUUUAUUUAAACUCAUACUUAACAGCACAGCAUCUCAAAACGAUGAUGACCAUAUUGAUUUAUCACUCUCUAAACAGAAGCAAAAAUCAAUUCAAACUGCAAAUUUAAAUAAUUUAACACAUCUCCGGAUGAUACGUCAUGAAGAUGAUUUGGAACGUAUAGUUUCUGAACACAAGGCAUGUUCAAGUAUGCCAUAUCCUAGUAUCAGUUGUCAUAUGAAUACGACAUGUGUGUAUGGUAAUCAAACAAUAGCUAUAUGUAAAGCCAAUGUGGAUUGUCUGGGUGACAAUACAUUUACUAAAAACUUGACUUGUCGGUUUUGUUAUCAGACUGAGUUUUGGGAAUAUGAAUGUGUGAAAAAAAUCUGCAAUUCUGCUGCCUCUCCACCAGCUUAUUACAGGGCUAAUUGUACAGUAAACAGGGAUGUUUUGUGUUUGGGAAGAAGAACAUUUUUAAAAAGAUUGCGCUGCAAUUGGACAGGCGGUCAUCGGUGGUCUACUGCUUUAAUUUUAAGCAUUACACUUGGAGGAUUUGGUAUAGAUAGGUUUUAUUUGGGACAUUGGCAAGAAGGCAUAGGCAAACUAUUCAGUUUUGGAGGUCUUGGUGUCUGGACACUUAUUGAUGUAUUAUUAAUAUCUAUCAGAUACCUUGGUCCAGCAGAUGGUUCUCUAUACUUGUAAAGAAAAUGUUAAGAUAUUUGAUUUAUUAAAUUCUGGUUGUUUUAAAUAUGUAUUAAAGUAUACAAUUUAAGAUCACUAAAAUAUUCUAUUUUGUCAAUAUCACGGACUAAGAUAUCUUAGUCCGUAGUCAAUAUGCAGCUAAUGGUUUAUUUUAUAUAUUUAAAUAUUAUUUACUUGUAAUUUAUUGAAAAAUAAAAUAAAAAAUAUGCAAUUUUUUUAAACUAAUAA